AUGCCGACCAAUAAUAACUCCAGCAGCGCCGCCGUGAACGGUGGUGCACCCAAAAGCCAGAACGCCAAGGACUCGUCUGCGAGCCACCUGGACAAGGCAUUGCGCAGCGUAGUGAAGAUCUUUUGCACCAGUGCCAACCCCAACUACAGCCUCCCUUGGCAGAUGAUGACUCAGACCAAGUCCACGGCUUCCGGCUUCGUGGUGGCACCUCUGUCCUCGCGCCGCAUCCUCACCAACGCCCACGCGGUUGCCAACCAGGUGCAGGUCAUGCUGCGCAAACACGGUAACGCGCGCAAAUACCCGGCGAGGGUGCUGGCGGUGGGACACGAGUGCGACAUCGCCAUGCUGACGGUGGACGAUGACGAGUUCUGGGAGGGCAACGGCGGCGUGGAGGCUCUCCAAGUGGGCGGCCUUCCGCCCAUGCAGGAGAGCGUGACGGUGGUGGGCUUCCCGCAAGGAGGUGACAACGUGUGCGUCACCAAAGGGGUGGCGUCCCGCCUAGACCGUCAACAGUACUCGCACGGCAGAUGCGCUCUGCUGACCGUCCAGACGGACGCGCCCAUCAACAGCGGCAACAGCGGCGGCCCGGUGCUUCAGGGCGACCAGGUGGUGGGUUUGGCCUUCCAGUCGCUGGUGGGCGCGGAGAACACCGGCUACGUCAUCCCCACCCCCGUGGUGCACCACUUCCUCAACGACCUGGACAGACAUGGAGGAAAAUACACAGGAUUCCCCGAAAUGGGUAUCAGCUGGCAGUGCCUGGAGUCAGCUGACAUGAAGCGCUCGCUGGGUAUGCCCGAAGGAGCCACCGGCGUCUACAUAACCGGAACAGAGCCCGUGUACGACUCGACCAAGGUCCUUCGUUCGGGUGACGUGUUGACCAGUGUUGACGGGCACCAGAUCGCGGACGACGGCACCUUCCUGUUCCCCGACCAGUCGGUACGCAUCGACUUCCGCCACCUGCCCUCCAUGGCGUACGACGGAGACAGCCUCCGGGUGGGCAUCUGGAGGGACGGCGCCGCGCUGGAGCUGCCCCUCCUGGUCAACGUGCCCAGACACUUGGUGCCGACGCACUGCCACGACCUGAAGCCAAAGCAAGUUGUGGGGGAGAGGUACUACAUCUUCGCCGGCCUUGUGUUCACUCGGCUCACCAACUUCUACCUGCGGCAUCAGUACGGCACCGACUGGUCUACCAAGGCGCCCAUCAAGCUGUGUGACCGCUACCUGAGCGGCUCUAUGGAGGCCCUGGGGCAGGAGGUGGUGCUGCUAAGCAAGGUGCUGUCGGCAAGCGUCAACCAGGGCUUUCAGGAGAUUCAGAACGUCCAGGUGUACAAGGUGAACGGGGUCAAGGUGCACAACCUGGCCCACAUGGCCCGCCUGGUGGAGGAGUGCGACUCCGAAUACAUCCGAUUCGACCUGGAGUGGAAGAGGGUGGUCGUGUUGCACACCGGCAGGGGUCGCAGCGCCACUCCCGACAUCCUGCGCACCAACUGCAUCCCCGCGGCUGCCAGCGAUGGGCUGCUGGAGGAGGAUCUGCAGCUGCCGCCGGACGUCAUGCAGCUCAGCCAGCCAAGCAUGGCGGACUCGGAGGUGGUGGAAGAGCAGGAGGCAGUGCCGGUGGGGGAGCGAAUGGCGAAGCUAUGA
Molecule: messenger RNA, 1641 nt
Organism: Volvox carteri f. nagariensis
Lineage: Eukaryota; Viridiplantae; Chlorophyta; Chlorophyceae; Chlamydomonadales; Volvocaceae
Gene: deg2
Product: trypsin family
Exons: 9
Coding region: 1-1641 (546 amino acids)
Biological process (GO): proteolysis
Molecular function (GO): serine-type endopeptidase activity; protein binding
Source: RefSeq, a predicted model, not a curated record